AUGAAAUUACGAGUAUCCUCUGCGCUUACGCCGCUGGUCGGCCUGCUGUCCCUCGCUUCUGCUCUUGAUCUCACUGUGUCGAGUCGAGACUCGGUCAAGUCGGUUGCAUCUACCAUUGCUUACGACAUGAUGACUUAUUAUUCCGGGAACCUGACUGGAGGAACCCCUGGCUUGCUACCGGGUCCUUGUGCUUCGGUGGAAUGUUACUACUGGUGGGAAGCUGGGGCUAUGUUCGGCUCUUUGAUAAACUACUGGGAAUACACUGGCGACGACAGCUACAAUCCCACCGUGGUACAAGCUUUGCAGUUCCAAAGAGGUCCUGAGGAGAACUUCAACCCGCCCAAUCAGAGCAAGAACAUGGGUGUCGACGAUCAAGAUUUUUGGGCUUUUGCUGCCAUGGAUGCCGCUGAAGCUGGUUUGCCCGAUUCCGGAGGCGAUCUUCCAUCGUGGUUGAGUUUGGCUCAAGCUGUCUUCAACUUCCAAAAGAAACUUUGGGAUAACGAGACAUGCGGCGGUGGAAUGAGAUGGCAAGUUUAUUCCUUCAACCCCGGUUUCAAUCUGAAGAAUACCAUUUCCAACGGUGGAAACUUCCAACUGGCCGCUCGCCUUGCUCGUUAUACCGGAAAUCAGACCUAUGCCGACUGGGCUGAACAAAUGUGGGACUGGAUUGCAGCAAGCCCUCUGUUCCAGACUCAAGACAACGUUCUUUACAUUUGGGAUAACACCAAUGCCGACAACAACUGCACCGAUGUCGAACACUUUGCAUGGAGCUACAACUACGGCACUAUGCUGAUGGGUGCCGCGAAUAUGUACAACUUCACCAAUGGUGCCGAGCCUUGGGGUACGCGAGUGCAACAAAUCCUCGACGGCACCUUUUUCUUGUUCUUCCCUCAAGAAUACGGUGGUAAUAUCAUGACUGAAUUCCAAUGCGAGCCCAAUGGCGACCAGGGUAAUUGCAACAACGAUCAGAGCAGCUUCAAGGCCUAUCUUUCGCGAUGGCUCGCCGUCACCAGUAUAUUGGUACCGGAUACAGCUGCUCAGAUUAUGCCUAAAUUGCAGGCAAGUGCUGAGGCCGCGGCCAAGCAAUGUGUUGGUGGAACAACUGGGCAGCAAUGUGGUCGACGGUGGUAUGCCAACGGUGUAUGGGAUGGAACUUCAGGUGUCGGUCAACAGAUGCAAGCCUUGGCCGUCGUCGGGGCUACACAGAUGAACGCGAAUAUUGCACCCAAGAGUGCCAAGACAGGUGGUACUUCGGAGAGUGACCCAGAUGCUGGCAGCGAUGUCGAUACUGCGCCAGAAAUCAAGUUCGACCCUUUGACGACAGCAGACAAGGCUGGCGCCAGUAUCCUCACCAUUUUGAUUGUUGCAGCAGUUGUUGGUGGUGGUGUUUGGCUCAUCCUGUAA
Molecule: messenger RNA, 1404 nt
Organism: Exophiala aquamarina CBS 119918
Lineage: Eukaryota; Fungi; Ascomycota; Eurotiomycetes; Chaetothyriales; Herpotrichiellaceae
Exons: 2
Coding region: 1-1404 (467 amino acids)
Biological process (GO): carbohydrate catabolic process; fungal-type cell wall biogenesis
Molecular function (GO): mannan endo-1,6-alpha-mannosidase activity
Source: RefSeq, a predicted model, not a curated record